This is a messenger RNA of Mesoplodon densirostris (Blainville's beaked whale), 1040 nucleotides long. RefSeq names its product splA/ryanodine receptor domain and SOCS box containing 4 (gene SPSB4). Gene Ontology annotation, cellular component: SCF ubiquitin ligase complex. The record is from RefSeq and is a predicted model, not a curated record. Gene Ontology annotation, biological process: proteasome-mediated ubiquitin-dependent protein catabolic process; intracellular signal transduction. The transcript is spliced from 2 exons. NCBI's taxonomy places the organism in Eukaryota, Metazoa, Chordata, Mammalia, Artiodactyla, Ziphiidae. The coding region runs from base 81 to 902 and encodes 273 amino acids. Gene Ontology annotation, molecular function: protein binding.
UGGCCCGUCCCUGGCUGCGGGGAGCGGAAGCUCCCACGAGGUAGCGGUGGCCCGCAGCGGCCCCGUCCCAGCAGCGAGCCAUGGGCCAGAAGCUCUCGGGGAGCCUCAAGUCGGUGGAGGUGCGAGAGCCGGCGCUGCGGCCGGCCAAGCACGAGCUGCGGGGAGCGGAGCCGGGGCGGCCGGCGCGGCUGGACCAGCUGCUGGACAUGCCGGCAGCGGGGCUGGCGGUGCAGCUGCGCCACGCGUGGAACCCCGAGGACCGCUCGCUCAACGUCUUCGUCAAGGAUGACGAUCGGCUCACCUUCCACCGGCACCCGGUGGCGCAGAGCACGGACGGCAUCCGCGGCAAGGUGGGCCACGCCCGCGGCCUGCACGCCUGGCAGAUCCACUGGCCGGCGCGGCAGCGGGGCACACACGCUGUGGUGGGCGUGGCCACGGCGCGGGCCCCGCUGCACUCGGUGGGCUACACGGCCCUGGUGGGCAGCGACGCCGAGUCCUGGGGCUGGGACCUGGGCCGCAGCCGCCUCUACCACGACGGCAAGAACCGGCCCGGCGUGGCCUACCCCGCCUUCCUGGGGCCCGAUGAGGCCUUUGCGCUGCCCGACUCGCUGCUCGUGGUGCUGGACAUGGACGAGGGCACACUCAGCUUCGUCGUGGACGGCCAGUACCUGGGCGUGGCCUUCCGUGGCCUCAAGGGCAAGAAGCUUUACCCGGUGGUGAGUGCCGUGUGGGGCCACUGUGAAGUCACCAUGCGCUACAUCAAUGGCCUUGACCCCGAGCCCCUGCCGUUGAUGGACCUGUGCCGGAGAUGCAUCCGCCUGGCCCUGGGCCGCCAGCGCCUACGGGACAUCGACUCCCUGCCCCUGCCUCAAUCUCUCAAAAACUAUCUGCAGUACCAGUGAGCCGGGGACGGAGGGGCAGCGGAGGACACCCACAGACCCAGGCCUGUCGCUUCACGGUCACACUGUACAUCAGGAAGGAGUCUCCCUCCUCACCCUGGCUCCCCAGGACAUUCACUUCUUUGAAAGGCCAGGACAUCU